CGUCAGCAGUGCCAUGUCAGACAGUGACACGUCAGCUACAGUGACACAUCAGCAGUGACACGUCAGACACAAUGCCACAUAAGCAGUGCCACGUCAGACAGUGCCACGUAAGCAGUGCCACAUCAGCAGUGCCACAUCAGCAACAUGACGGGCCUACCAGGCCAACUGGCCAAUGAGCCCAUUGCCGAGGCUCAGCUCGCUGUAAUCGAGGCUGAGGAACAACGCCAGCUGGCAGCAAAGGCUGCCCAGCUACAGGCUGACGAAGCGGCAGCAGCAGAGAAACUGCGGCUACAGGCCGAAGCAGACGCAGAUGCCCAGGCUCGCCGCAAGGAAGCCCAGGAUCUGCUGCAGCGGCAUGAAGCCAACAGCAUCGAGAGACUCAAGUUCUGGCACUCUGAACCGAACGGCGACGAGGCAACACCGGAAGAACAGCAUAAGGAGUUCAUGGCCAAGCUCGUGACCAGUGCUCUGUUCAUCAACACCAAGGGAGGUUGUCAGAUCUGGCUCAGCCACAUGGCAACCAUCCACGACGUCCAGGUUUCAGACCUAUACAAGAAGGUCUCCUGGGAAGACAUGACAAAGGAAUGGAAGAACCGGUUCAUCAUCGACAACGCCCCAGCACUCGCCGUCAACCGCAUCUUCACGAUGGCUCAAGGGAGCACACCGACACGUGACUGGCUCACGGAUUGGCAGAAAAUCGUGGCGACGCCCGAUUUGGACUUGUCAUUUCCGCAUCUGCGGCGUGAGUUCUACAACAGGUCAUGCGCCGCUCUCAGCCUGAUCGCGAGCAGCCGGAAAUGGACAACCAGUACAAGUUCCAUGGGUCAAGUUCGGCUUGACCGGGGCGGAGUACAAGGUCCGCGGCCGCUACGGCAGCUGCUAUUGGUGCAACAGCACCAAGCACAAGACCUCCCUGUGCCAGGAUCAGGGCAAGGAGGAUGUACGACCCCGCCUCAACUCGGGAAACUGAGUUCCGCGGAAGGUGAGGCGACUCCACCUUCUACUCCGCCAGAUUUGGCCGCCUUGCUAGCGGCCUCCUGCACAUCUGGGGAGGAUGCGAAUGUCGCAGAUUCUCAUUACACUUACGAGGACUAUGCUGUCCAUUUGGUUCCACCGCUGGACCAACCGCUCCACGUGCAACAAUCUACCGCAUGCACGGUUUCAUCACCAUCGGCAACCAAUUCGGCAGCUUCGCCGCCAUUUAUCGUCGGGGAUUCAUCGUCGUGGUCAAGACUUGAGGUGCUCGACCCACUGACGUUCACGGACUUCCAGUGGAUGCCCGUUCCCCCGAACGGACGAUUGCCGAAACCGCAUUGCAACGUGCUCAAAGCACAAUUGCGGGAUUACUUGCACACUGCAGUACCGACUCCGUUGAUGGACGCCGGAGUAGAGGUUGUCGACCUUCACGCCUACAUUGCGAAGAUCGACCGCGAGUUCAAGACGCAACGGUACGACGACGUCGACGCACCAUUGCUAUAUGUACGCAUUCAGAUCGAGGAGGCGACCUGCAGCGCUUUGAUCGAUUGCGGAGCAUCUCGCAACUACAUCAGCCAAAACUUCAUGGUGCGCACUGGCCUUGGCCCACGCGUCCGGAGGAAGUCCCAGCCUACGCAAGUCACGUUGGCAGACGGUCACACGCACAAGUCAAUCGACCGGUGCAUUGACAACGUCCCAGUGUACUUUGCCCCUCACGCAAGUGAGGCGGUGUCCUUCGACAUUCUGGACACCAAAUUUGACAUGAUCUUGGGCAUGUCAUGGCUACGAAGUGAGGAUCACCCGGUGAACUUCUUCCACCGCACCGUUCACAUUCGUGAUCAGAACGGAGUACUAGUUCCAUGCACGGUGCCUCUUCCUCAUCCUUCGAUCAGCUGCCACGUGGUAUCCGCCGCAAGCAUGCGAGCUUCCAUCAUCAGAGACGCCAUCGAGGAGAUGGGGGUGUGUUUUCUCCACGCCCUCCCGCCCCAUGACGCUUCAUCGACGGACUCAUCUUCGGAUCCACGCAUCACCGAACUUCACGACGCCUACAGCGACGUGUUCGAAGGCCCGCACGGAGUAGUACCGGAUCGACCCAUCCGCCACGAGAUCAUCCUCGAGGACGGGGCCGUACCUCCACACGGUUGCAUCUACCGAAUGAGCGAGGAAGAGUUAAGUGUGCUUCGGGCACAACUCGACGACCUUCUGGAGAAAGGUUGGAUUCGGCCUAGUUCAUCGCCAUACGGUGCUCCUGUUCUCUUCGUCCGAAAGAAGAACAAGGAUUUGCGGUUGUGCAUCGAUUAUCGUAAGCUCAACGCGCAGACGAUCAGAAACGUCGGCCCUCUCCCACGCAUCGACGAUCUUCUCGAGCGACUGGGCGGCGCCAAGUUCUUCUCCAAGUUGGACCUCAAGUCGGGAUAUCAACAACUCGAGAUUCGGAAGGAGGAUCGCUACAAGACCGCGUUUAAGACACGAUAUGGGCAUUUCGAAUGGCUGGUCAUGCCAUUUGGCCUUACGAAUGCCCCAGCCACUUUCCAAGCGGCUAUGACAACGGAGUUUCGACACAUGCUGGAUCGUUACGUACUUAUCUACCUCGACGACAUCCUGGUGUACAGCCGAAGUUUGGAGGAGCAUGUGGAACACCUGCGCACCGUUUUGGAGCGGCUGCGACAAGCCAAGUACAAAGCCAACCGCGACAAGUGCGAAUUCGCGCGGCAGGAGCUGGAGUACUUGGGACAUUAUGUGACGCCGAAAGGCAUCCGUCCGCUUGCGGACAAGAUCGAGGCCCUACGAGUAUGGCCCGAGCCCACCAACACCACGAACGUUCGUUCCUUCAUGGGAUUGGCGGGCUACUAUCAGCGAUUCAUCACCGGAUACUCCAGGAUUGUUGCACCUAUGACGAGGUUACAGUCGCCAAAAGUGUCAUUCGUAUUCGAUGACGACGCACGCCGGUCAUUCCAAGCACUUAAGACGGCUAUGCUCAUGGCACCCGUCCUUAGCAUCUAUGACCCUACCUUGCCGACGAGAGUGACUACGGACGCUUCCGGCUAUGGCAUUGGGGCAGUCUUGGAACAGCACGACGGCGACGACGGGCACCCUGUGGAGUAUUUCAGCCACAAAGUGCCUCCCAUCAACUCGCUUGAUGAUGCAAGGAAAAAGGAGCUACUCGCGUUCGUCAUGGCUCUCAAGCGAUGGCGGCACUUCCUCCUUGGGCGUCAAGACAUAGUCAGUGACCGCGACACCCGCUUCAUGUCGGCAUUUUGGACUGCACUCAUGCAGGAGUCCGGCACGAAGAUGAAACCAAGUUCAGCUCGGCAUCCACAGACGGACGGGCAAACGGAGCGGGCACAUCAAACCGCUCAAAUGAUGCUUCGUACGCUCAUCCGUCCAGACCAGAAAGAUUGGGUUGACCGCCUCCCCGACAUCGAGUUCGCCUACAACACUUCGGUGCAUCCGGCGAUCGACGUGACUCCAUUCGAGUUGCACCACGGUGGACGGAAAGGCCGGAUCUUCGCCGACCUUCUCCUCCCUCGACCAGUCGACAUUGACGCUGCCUGUUGUCCCGCUUCCGUCCGGAAGUACAGGGAAUUGCUGACUCAAUCCCGCACAAACAUGCAAAAGGCUCAAGUCCGCAUGCAGCAACAAGCCAACAGGCGUCGCGUACCAUGUCCCAUCCGCGCCGGUGAUCUGGUUUGGGUCUCCACGGAAGAGUUUGCACUGGAACAGGAUGUUUCACGCAAACUGCUUCCCAAGUGGUUUGGACCUUGGUCUGUGACAGCAGCCGCGGGCGAUGAGCCCCAUGGCCCUUCAUUUGUGAUCAACAUUCUAGAGCAUCUGACGGUCCAUCCGGUCUUCCACGCCUCGAAGUUGGCAACAUACACACCAGCCAAGAGCGACGACUUUCCGGGCCGACGAUCGCAGGACCCUCCAUCUAUGGAUGGUCAUCAGGAAGUUGACCGCGUCAUCACCGAUCGCAAGUACGGCAGCAAGUCGCGGCAGUACAAAGUCACAUUCAAAGCAUGCGAUCGCGACGACACUCGGUGGAUUUCRGGCGCAGAUUUGAAAGCAUCCGCACCRCUGAUCUACGCGCAUUAUGAAAAGCGGAGGUUAGCUCAGGAAGCUUCACGACCAGCCCCUCCCACCCRGACUGUGGUCCCUCCCUCAGACAGACAGCUUYGCCCUCGCAGGUAAGCUCGGUUCUUCAAGGAGGGGGGGGGGUGGCAUACUGCGUAGCCACACGGGCCCUGCAGGGCCCGUCCCGGACAUUCAGCCUAAAAGCCUA
This is a messenger RNA of Chara braunii, 4255 nucleotides long. Lineage: Eukaryota; Viridiplantae; Streptophyta; Charophyceae; Charales; Characeae. The record is from the annotation of a GenBank genome assembly.